Papilio polytes (common Mormon) is the source of this 2026-nucleotide messenger RNA. RefSeq names its product facilitated trehalose transporter Tret1-like. Lineage: Eukaryota; Metazoa; Arthropoda; Insecta; Lepidoptera; Papilionidae. Gene Ontology annotation, cellular component: membrane. Gene Ontology annotation, biological process: transmembrane transport. The coding region runs from base 293 to 1870 and encodes 525 amino acids. The record is from RefSeq and is a predicted model, not a curated record. The transcript has 8 exons. Gene Ontology annotation, molecular function: transmembrane transporter activity.
GUAGUGGCCGGGUAUCAGUCUCAUCGGAUGUGUUAGCCGUCCGCGCGUUCUGUGUUCCAAAUCGUUACAGGAUUAUUUGCUCCAUUUUAUAUGUAAUGGAACAUUGGAAGUGGAACAUUUGAACUAGUGUUUGGUGUACAUUUUGAUAAAGUUAUUAAAUAACAAUUAAUGAAGACAAUAAAAGUGACAAAUAAGGAGUUCAAUUUGAAAACAAGAUUAUAACAACUGUUAUAUAUUAUUUGUGCAAGUUGCGACAUAGUGUUCCUGUGAAGAAACAAUUUAUUUGUGUAAAAUGACUAUACAAAUGAAUGACGAAGUAAAGAAAAUCAGUCGAUGGAGAGUUGUAUCAUCUCAGGUAUUAGCAUGUUUGGCGCUAGAUUUCCUGCUGGUGGGUCUAGGCAUGUCUAUAAGCUUCGUGACUAUGGUCUUGCCUGAAGUCUUGGAUGCAAAGGAAGGCCUCUCUAUCAAUAAGAAGCAAGCCUCGUGGUUUGGAAGUAUGGCGUUUUUAUGUCAACCACUGGGCAGUAUAUUUUCGGGGCCCCUUUUGGACUAUUUCGGGCGAAAGAAGGCUUUAUUUCUGGUUAACAUUCCGCACUUAAUUGCUUGGCUGCUUAUGUACCAUGCUUGGAAUGUGCCUUCUCUGUUCGUCGGCAACGCACUCUUGGGUAUUGGGAUCGGUAUUAUGGAGGCACCAUCAGUUACCUACGUCGGAGAAGUUACUGAUCCAUCAAUCCGAGGAUGUCUUACAACACUGACAAAUGGUUUUACAUCCGCGGGAAUGUUCGUAGCGUACUUACUGGGCACUGUGUUGCCAUGGAGACAGGCAGCACUUGUGUCGCUAUCUGUACCUUUAGCAACGAUGGCACUCGUAUUAUUGGUACCUGAAACACCAAUAUGGCUGUUGUCGAAAGGUCGCCAAAAAGAAGCUCUAAAAUCUCUGUGUCGUCUACGAGGUUGGGUGAAGCCGGAAGAUGUAAAGGAGGAAUUUGAACAACUUCUCAAAUACAAUGACCUCAAUCAGCAAUGCGUAGUUUGUUUUAAAGAUGGAGAAAGUGAUAUGGGAUCUUGUGAGCAUAUGAACUGUGGUAUUAUUGAAGGAAUCAUAUUAAAGUUCAAACAUGUUUUCUUCGUCAAAGAAACAAUGAGACCAUUCACUUUGGUGAUGGGGUACUUUCUUUUUCAUACUUUGAGUGGUCUCAUACCUGUCCGUCCGAAUCUGGUCAACUUUUGUAAGGCUCUGGGCAUGAAAUACGACGCUAAAACCUUCGUGGUUAUAGUAGGCGCUGUACUUAUAUUAAUGAAUUUGGUAUCGGCUGUAAUAGUGAAAACGAUAGGGAAGAGAAAGUUAGUUGUAGGAUCACUCCUAGCCACGGCGUUCUGCAGUCUUGGUAUCAGCGUGUACGCAAGUAUCAAGACUCCUAUGUCUGUAUUCUCCUAUGAAAUGAGUACGUUCCCGGAGGCAAAAGAGGUGUGGCCAGUUGCCUUACUAAUGGCGCUAGUGUGCGUCACGAGCUUGGGUAUUCCAUGGAUUUUAUUAUCUGAGGUGUUUCCAUUUAGAAGUCGAGGUAUGGCGACAGGAUUGGCAGCGGCACUCAACUACGUCAUAGUGUUUAUAGCGACAAAAACCAAUUAUAACUUAGAAGCUAGUUUCCAUAUAAGCGGUACAUUUGCUAUCUACGCCAUACUUACAUUUAUAGGAACAGUGUAUUUAUACUUAUAUUUACCGGAAACGGAAAACAGAUCAUUAGCGGAAAUAGAAGCAUAUUAUAAAGGAAGUCAAAAAAUAUUCGCAGACGACUGUCUUAUUAAUGCAUUUAGAAAAAAGAAACCAAGAAAUAACGACGUGAUUAAACCUAUGCUAGUCAAUUAAACUUAUAAUUUUAAUUGUGUAGUAUUAUUUGUUAUUUUAAAAUCACUAAGAAAACUACUACUCAUUACGAGAAAAAUGCUCAAAUUGUUACUGCCUUAAUUAGUCGUAUGAGAUAGUGAGAUAAUAUCUUUUAUUGUUAAUUUUUCUAAGACAAUG